Aureobasidium vineae is the source of this 486-nucleotide messenger RNA. The record is from the annotation of a GenBank genome assembly. NCBI's taxonomy places the organism in Eukaryota, Fungi, Ascomycota, Dothideomycetes, Dothideales, Saccotheciaceae.
AUGGCUAGCCGUCAAUUCGUCGACCCAGUUCAACUUCUCAGAAUCACACCUCUGAUCGCCGCAACCUUGACCCUCGACCAUGCCUUUGACAGCAACCUCUUCCUGUCGGCGCUCAACCAGCCCGAAACGCGCUCGAAAAGCAACGCUGCUCUCUCCACCUACUUUCCCGUCGUCUCUCACGCUGGCUUCUACCGUCGCCUGACUUCAAUCUCCUUGACUGUUGUUGCUUCUGUCGCAAACCUCUAUUCUCGUGGUAGCCCGGCACGACCCUGGUACCGCGCUGGAGCCAUACUCGCAGUCGCACAUUUCAUCUUCAUGCCCUUCAUGAUCGCGUCCAAGGAGGCUAUUCGUACAAACCACCCUGCAAGAGACGCAAAUAUCGCUCUAGAUGAGUGGCUCUGGUUCAACAGGCUGAGGNGUGUGACCGUUGAUCUGGCUGCUUUCCUGACUCUAGGCGUCGCUGUUGUCAAGAGCUUGGGCAAUUGA